UGCGAUUUUUUCUUCCUGUUAAAGGAAUAUGAAUAUAAUAUAAAAGUCUUGACUGUGGAUAGUCAUGAAAAAGACUGAGGUUUUUGUCAUUCCAUUUGGACUUAUCAAAUUAUAACUGUGUUAAGAGUAUACGUAGUAGACAAUUGAGUUAAUUAGUGAACACAUUGAAAAGUUAUUUUUAAGUUUAUAUUUGUUUCUACACCGGUGAAUAAAAUAAUCCAGGCCUGUGGCUUUUUACAGUCUUCGAAUACAGACACAUUAAUACUAUACCUGGAAUAUGGAUAAAUAGUGGAUUUUCUAAAAUAAAAAAGUACGCUGCCAAAACAGGAUGAUAUUUCGAAUAUUUUCUUUCCUUUGCGUGACAAAAUCAUGUUUGGCAGUGACGGUGAUAAUAAACGGGAAGGAGGUGGACUGUAAUGGCCAUUGUGCUUGCUGUGAAGGAGGAGAGGAUGAAUGUGGAUGGGCUGAUGCAAAAUCUGAUUAUUGUUUCAAAGGCUGCGUAAACACAAUAUAUGGACACAGAUGCAAAAACCUAUGUCCUGUUAACUGCGCUACUUGCGACCAAUCUUUAGGGAGGUGUAUUACUUGCAAGGAUUCAUAUUACGAUAUAAAUAGAGAUUGUUACUCGAGUUGUCCCAUUGGGUGUGAUGGUCCUUGUAGUGAAGACGGAACUUGUAACACAUGUAUAUCGAACUUCGAAGGAGCUAAAUGCGAUGCAUGCAUACCCGGGAAAUACAGUGUAGAUUGUUCUAUGAACUGCCAUUAUCAAAACUGCCGUUGUGCAGACUUAAAUGGAUGUGAUUCAUGUAAAACAGGAUUUGGUGGUACCUUGUGCAUGGAAUGUGUAGCUGGAAAAUAUGGAGCAAACUGCAACAUGAGUUGUCCUAGCGGAUGCAGGGAUAGAAAUUGUAUGAGAAACGGAGUAUGCAUUGAAUGCAUAACUGGAUAUUACGGCGAACAAUGCAACGAUAUGUGUUCUAAGGGCUGUAGUGGUGGAGUUUGUUAUAAGAAUGGGACAUGUUUCUGUAUGGAUAACUUUACAGGUAAACAUUGUGACGAAUGUGUUGAAGGGAAAUAUGGCGAUAAUUGUGAAAAUGUGUGCAGUGUCGGUUGUUCUACAUUGUCCUGUGGCAAAGAAGACGGAUCAUGCCUUGGCGGAUGUUAUGAUGGAUUAUAUGCGAUGGAUUGUUCUCAGAAAUGUACCACUAUUGACGAUAGGUGUUUAAAAUGUAACCAGCUCAAUGGAACGUGUUCGAUGUGUAAAACAGGAUUUUACUCGAAUGAAAAUGGGGAUUGCACUACUUGCAAUAAUAACUGUAAUAAUGGACAGUGUAAUCCUGAAACAGGCAAAUGUAUAAAUGGCUGUACUAAAAACUUUUGGGGAGACAAGUGUGGCGUGCAGUGUAAUUCAAAUUGUGAAACAUGUCAUCAGGAUUUAGGAAUAUGUGAUUCAUGUACAAAUCCUACAGUCCAUGGUCUGUAUUGCAAUGAAUCAUGCAUGUCAUCAUGCUUUGAAAAAAAAUGCGAACAAAGUACUGGUCAUUGCUCCCUUGGAUGCGAUGGUGAUUUCUUUGGCAACAUGUGUGAAACCAAAUGCCCCGAGAAUUGUCAGCACACAGAAACAAAAACAAGUUGUAAUAUUGAUGGCAAUUGUUUGUAUGGCUGCAUAAAUGAUCUAGAAGGCAGAUAUUGUACAGAGAGACGAAUUUACAUUGCUUCAUCCACAAAUGUUGCACUCGCAGCUUUAUCGGGAGUUUUGGGCAUUCUGCUUGUUUGUUCAGUCGCUGGUUGCUACCUGUGGAACAGACGAAUGUCUACAUCAAUAGAACACAAUUCGGAAAUACAGUUAGAUCAACGAGAAGCCGAAAGAACAUAUGAACAGCUACAAAGACAGUCCAACGAACCAACACACAGAAAUGUUGAGGACAACUAUACUGUGCUUUCAAUGUAGAAAUUAAAAACUCUAUGAUUUCUCAUAUUAUACUGAAGCUAGACCUCAGCCAGCUUCAAUUUUACAUAUUUUCUGAUUGCAUUUUUUUCAGUCUUCGUUAAACUUCUUAAAAUGUAGAUAUCUAUAUUUCAAAAUAAAAGAUAACUGCUAUAAUUAAAUAUACGCGUAAGGUGUACAUGUGACAGGAUUUGUUUAGGAUCUCUUGUUUGUUCCCGUAUGUUCUAAACCUUUGGGCAAUGUUGGGACAAGUGUGAGAUUGACCGCUGAUUGAAGUGAACGCCGUUUGCAAUUACUCAAACAUUUACCAAUGCCGAUGUUGUUAUAGUUACGAAACAUAUGUUGAAUAGUAGUUUUGUUAAUUUUAUAUGGACUGUAUUUGGCCUUGUUCGUCUUGCCUAUAAAUACGAAAGUGAACACGUUUUAGUUUCUGGGCUUAUCCGGUAAAAUAAAAUGGUGAGGACAAAGGCGACUACUUAUCAUGUUACAAGGU
Molecule: messenger RNA, 2441 nt
Organism: Mya arenaria
Lineage: Eukaryota; Metazoa; Mollusca; Bivalvia; Myida; Myidae
Product: protein draper-like
Exons: 5
Coding region: 329-1951 (540 amino acids)
Molecular function (GO): scavenger receptor activity
Source: RefSeq, a predicted model, not a curated record